CAGACGGCAGCAGAUCGGUUUGUUUUGCCCCUGUGUCAGCUCCGUGGUUCGGUUCUGCUCGGUUCUGUCCAGUCUUCUGUCGGUACUCGGGGACGGCGGGUUUGGUUUGGACACGUCUGCGAUUCCGGUACCGCCGCCAUGUUUGAGCAUCUGAAGGAGCGUCUACAGUCCGUGCAACACGACUUUACCACCGGGUUCAAGACUCUGGGUGAUAAAUCGAAAGAGGCCAAAGUUUUAAGGAAGCCGAGGCAAGAAGAGCGCCUCCUACACUCCAGCGCAGGACUGCACAUCCUCCGCAGGUAUGAGGAGAGCUGGUAUCAACUGCACAGGAAAACUAAGGACUGCGCUCAGGCUGCUCAGCAGGUGGAUGGAGACCUGGUCAUGCUCUCCGCUCUGUGGGAUAAACGCAGGACUGCUCUUGCACAGCUGGAGGAGCAGCUGCAGGGUUUGCCCGCCCUCAUCACCGACCUGGGCACCAUCACCUCCGGCCUGGCUCAGUUGGAGGGGGACUUUGAGGAGAUGGAGAGCAGGAUGGUGUACCUGGAGACUCUGUGCUGUCAGUGUGAACAACAGACCGUCAAACAGCAGCACCUGAAGGAGCUGGAGAGCUACAAAAAGAAGAAGAGGAAAGAACUUCACGCAUUUGAAAUGGAGCUGAACUCGGAGCAUUCUCAGACGGUGGCUCACAUGGAGCAGUUAGUCCAGCAGAAACUGAAGCAGAAGCAGAAGGAGUAUGAGGAGGCCUUCCACCAGGACAUGGAGAAGUAUCUGACCUCAGGUUUCCUCAUGCAGAGAGAAGCAGCGCCCCCUGAUGUGUCAGAGCUGGAUCACAUCACUGUGACCAACACCUCGGAUCUACAGGCCCUGGAUGACUUCCUCAACUCCUCCAGUGAAGACCUGAGCUCCCCUUAUGGAGACCUGAGCUCCAGGACCUCGAUGGGGUCAGGUUCCUCUGACUGUGCAUCUGUGGGCCAGUAUAGAGUCGUGGCGCAGGAGCCAGCGGAAGAGGGGUCAGAGGAGCACGAGGAGCAGGAGCCAGAGGAGGAGCCAGAGGAGGAGGGGUCAGAGGAGCAUAACAGUGAGACAGACUCAGAGGCCCCUGUGGUAGAGGAGGAUCAUGAGGAGGUUCUACCAGACCUUUCGCUCUAACAUGGACAACUACUCAGACUCUGAAACCUUCUCAUACUGGACUUCUGUUUUAAAGGAGACAUAUGAUGCUUUUUGGAGGUUAUUUAGUAUUAAACUAUAAGAUACAUACAUCUCAGUUUUACAUUUUAUUCAUUAUAAAGCAAAGCAUUGAUCUAAACUGAGUUAAUAAUAGAAGCCGGUGCAUUGACUUCUUGUUCAAAACUGACAGUCCUCACAUCUUCAUAGUGGCGUUUCACUGUAACAAGCAACAGAUUUUCAGUUUAUGUUUAUGUUGUUGAAACAUGUUCACGUGACAUUUUUGAUCCCUACAUGUAUGACCCAGUGUCUGCAUUUUAGGAAUAAUCGCAGCAAAAUACAGAGCUGUGGGUGGAGAUAGGCAGUAGGUGAAAACUGACAUUUUCUGAAGUCAUGAAUGAAUGCCCCAACACAGACAUAUUGUACACUGCCUGGCCAAAAAAAAAGUCUCAAGAUUUUUUUUUCCAUCCAGCGUUGGAUUAUUUUUUCACCAAGAUGUUGCAUUGAUGAUGGUCGAGUCUGACGCUGCACAAAGCUUCUCCAGCACAUCCCAAAGAUUCUCAAUGGGGUUAAGGUCUGGACUCUGUGGUGGACAAUCCAUGUGUGAAAAUGACGUCUGUCCCUGAUCCACUCUUUAACAAUUUGAGCUCGAUGAAUCCUGAUAUUGUCAUCUUGGAAUAUGCCCGUGCCAUCACGAAAGAAAAAAUCCAUUGAUGGAAUAACCUGGUCAUUCAGUAUAUUCAGGUGUCAGCUGACCUCAUUCUUUGAGCACAGACUGUUGCUGAACCUAGACCGGACCAACUGCAGCAACCCCAACCUGUUUGCCUAGUUAAAUCCAGGUGGUGACUUUUUUUGGGCCAGACAGUGUAUAAUAUCUGAGGUAAAAAAAAACAAACUGUGCUGCGUACUGUCGGUAUCUAAUUAGAAAGCAUUUUAUUGUCCAAUAAUCAGGAACUGCGCAUUAUCAUGCUAGUUGUUGUUAGAUAGUUAUCUUUUGUUGUUAGUCACGGCAAAUUUUCGCUCCACAAAUACUCAUCACAGUGAAUAAUUAGGAUGCUCUGAAUGCAUGAGGACCACUGCAAACUGUUUAAAAUCAACUAGUUCUGUUUGUCAUGUUUUUAAGACAGUGAAAGUCAGGUACAGCACAUUUGACAGUACCCUACCAUAUCUAUUCAUGAUUUUAAAGAAUGAACCAUGAUCGCAACACAAAGAUAUCUUCACAUUUUCACAGUUGGCAAAUUGACACAUCUGCGAUCUGCUCACAGAAUAAAUGCAUGUUUUUCUAGAUAUAACUGAACAUACAGGAUGAGUGAAAAAACACAUCGUUUCAUUUUUGUUUCCAUUUCCAUGAUUAUUUACACUGUAGAUUCUAACUGGCACAUCAAAACUAUGAAUGACACAUGUGGAAUGUAGUAAACAAAAAAUAAACCUUCUUUCAAUGGAGAAUAGAUACACUACCAGUCAGGUAGUGGCAGACCAAAAAGAUGUUCAUAAAAAAACCCAAAAAAUGUUACAUAUAGAGUUAUCAAAAGUAUUGAAAAUCAGAUACUAAUCAAUAUUAAAACUAGCAUCGAAAAUAGAUACAAGUAAUGAUACUAAAGAAAGUGAACCUUUCUUGAAUAGAAUGAUCUUGAGCUGUGUCAGAACAAGUCUAAGACACAUAGACUAGUAAACACCCAUGGACCACUCGCCACAUAUUGACACAUAGUACUACCAUUUAAUGUUGAAUAUCACAUUCUAUUGUCUAAAUAAAGAGUGUUUUUAUUAUC
Molecule: messenger RNA, 2933 nt
Organism: Periophthalmus magnuspinnatus
Lineage: Eukaryota; Metazoa; Chordata; Actinopteri; Gobiiformes; Gobiidae
Product: dysbindin-A-like
Exons: 10
Coding region: 139-1149 (336 amino acids)
Biological process (GO): neuron projection development; platelet dense granule organization; anterograde synaptic vesicle transport
Cellular component (GO): cytoplasm; plasma membrane; synaptic vesicle membrane
Source: RefSeq, a predicted model, not a curated record